UUUAAAAAUUGUCAUCUAGAUCAUUGCACAAMAAGUGAAAAAAAUUCCGGUGAGUACUUUGUUGUGAUAACAGUAACAUUGUAAGAAAAGAAAUAGCUAGAUUAUUAUUGUUUUUCUUCAGACAUUUCCACUUGCUAGAUUAUUUCUAUGAUAAGCCAUAUACGAUGAACAAAAUUUGUAUCACUCAAGAGAUAAUUCUCUUCUAAGGGAUAUAUUCCAGAAAUUUCCAUGGAAGUCUCUCAAAUUUUCGUUCGGUAAAGUGUUAUUGAUAAAUAAGCUGUCACAUCAUGUUCCAACACGUGACCACAGGUACCAGUCUAUUCGAGCCAGCCCCUUCUCAUCAAACAGCCAAUGAAUGCGAGCCAUAACAUGACAGUGCGAAAUUGUUCGCAUUAUCGAAAUCCAAAUGAAUGACAUUUCUUUGGUUUGAAUUGGUGUGGAUUUUAAGUGGAUCUUAUCAAGGCUGUUUACGUAAUGGUACCUCAAGAUUGUAUACGAUUAUCACAUUGUUUGGGUGUCAUCCGCGGAAGAGGACCGCUGGCUCACUCUAUGGGCUCGAAUUGACGAAGAACUCAAGCCUGACAGAGAGCAAACGGUUUAGGAAACAACACUGCCAUGGAGGCAGGAGGGGUACCUCCCGUUCUGAACUUAGGACAGAACGCGGAGGUAAGUCUUGCCUCGUUUCCAAGUGUUGCCGCUACAACUGUCUGCCUCGAUCCUACGGCUGACGAGUAUGCGAAUGUCCUGGAAAUCCCYGUGAAAAAUGAACCUUACUUCACUAUCGAAGAGGAUCCUGCCAAAAUUGAGUAUCUUUAUCAGACGCCACUUGACAACUCAGAAAGCAUGAAAACUGAAAUGGUUACCCAAGAAGAACUUGAAAGGAGAUUAUUGAGAAGAGAAAGGAACAAAGUCGCCGCUUCUAAAUGCAGGCAAAAGCGUAAAGAGCACGUGCGAAACUUAGUACAAGCCUCAGAUCAACUUGAACUUCAAAACAACACUCUCCAAAGCCAAAUCUCGAAACUCCAUGACGAGAUAAAACAACUAGAAUUUAUGCUAGAUUCUCACAGCUGUUCCAGGCAUAUGGCUGCCAACCAUGACAGAGUGCGUGUUCCAGAUAUUCAGUGAUACACCAUGUUUGGUCAUUUUCCUAAUGACACCGCUUUAAGAGCAUAGGAAACAGCAAAUUGAUGUCCAAUGAUAUCAAGUUUCAUCUUCAAUGAAGAGAAGUUACCUCACAUUCGUUUGAAGAAUGUAGCUUCUACAUAUAUAAAGUUCAUAUUGAGCAUGUCCAUGAAUAUAUUCCGCUGCAUGUCUGCUAUUUGAUGGCAAACGGAUACGAAUAGAGUCGAUAAGGCAUUAAUGCAAACAAACGCACAUGAAAUGAAGAGGGUUCCGAAAAACUGUAUUUGAUGGCAUAAGAUAUGURUUUAGCUAUUAAAAUAAAAUGCAAUAAAUAUCAACAAUAUGCAUUGCGAAGAGCGAUAAGUCAAGCAAGUCAAUUAUAUAAAGAUUCUACAGAAAUUGCUGGUUUAUUGAAUGGAAUCAAAUCAAGCAAUGAAGUACAGUUCAUUUUGAAGAGGAUGAGCACUUAAAAACCAUCCUCUAUCAUUCUAAUCUUGCCAGUAUAAUAAGCAUUACACUAUACUAUUGAUUGUUUUUUGGGGGCAGAGAGGCAUUUGUUGUGACGUAAAAGCAAUCACGUGAUCUCCACUCUAUUUGAUACCACACAGGCAGCGUUUUUGUAGCACUAUUUAAAUAUCGAAAAGACUUUAUCCAGUCCAUGUGAUAUCGAGUGAUAUCGAUGUCAUAUGAAAAAUAUGACAGCUAACUCGCUCACUCAGUCAAUUAUGGAAACCAUAGAUUUAUACACASUCAUGAAUGGUAUUCACUAAGAAAUAUAUGAUAUAUAAUGUUAAAUUACAAAGGAAARAUAUAAUAUGUACAGUUAUAGAAAUUAAUUAUUCGUAUGUAACACGCUUAUAUUAGAUUUAAAUACAUUGAUGUAUAAAUUAGAUGAARAUAUAUCUAGUUUUAAGGUUUUCAAAGGAAUUUCCAACCAAAAGGAAGGAUUUAGUUGCUGGAUAUCCCCAACGAAUGUUUAGUUCGGUUCCUCAUUGCUGGUCAAUAUGAGUAGUAUGCAACAUCAAUAAAGAUAUCAGAAAACAUU
Molecule: messenger RNA, 2167 nt
Organism: Exaiptasia diaphana
Lineage: Eukaryota; Metazoa; Cnidaria; Anthozoa; Actiniaria; Aiptasiidae
Product: jun dimerization protein 2
Exons: 5
Coding region: 616-1125 (169 amino acids)
Biological process (GO): regulation of transcription by RNA polymerase II
Cellular component (GO): nucleus
Molecular function (GO): DNA-binding transcription factor activity, RNA polymerase II-specific; RNA polymerase II cis-regulatory region sequence-specific DNA binding
Source: RefSeq, a predicted model, not a curated record